UCAUAAAUGUAAGAGCAGAUUAAUUUCCUUGACUAAACUUCGUAUCGAAAAAGUUUUUAGCAACAUCUUUUUAUAUUUUUUAAAGAAACAAAUAAAAAUAAUAAUCUUGAAUUUUGUGUGACUCCGCUUUGUUGCGCAACUGGGCACUCCUUCUUCUCCCUUGAGCUUCUUCAUUUUGGUAGCGACACUGUUUGUUGUAUUGUCUUGUCCAUCAUGUUCAUACCUCAUAAUUCCCCUUUCAUUUUCCUCUAGAAGCACAUCUUUUAAAUGGGUCAUUCAUCACCACCGCAACUCGCACCAGAUAUUAUUUCCCCAUUUUCAUCGUCAAUUUCACAAAACACUUUCACACAAUGCUAACUUAACACUGUCCCUGUUAACUUUUCUUCUCUCUCUCUGUCUUUGUGUGUUGUUUACUUGUUUGUAGUAUUUUGGGAAAGAAGCACCAAAGAGCCAAGCGAGUUCACAUGGGAUUGGGAACAACCCAAAGGAGGAGGAGAAUCCAAGGUAGCAAAGACGAUGGAGUUGGAAACCAAGUUGCGUGCGAUACAGAAAUCCUUCGACGACCGUUACUCACGCUACGCGCGCGAGUCGCUCGACGAAUUGCCUGAUAAUUUCACCAUCACCGACCCUUCCAUACCGGGCCACCCCAUCGUGUUCGCCAGCCUCGGGUUCCUCAAGAUGAUGGGUUAUUCCAGAGAUGAAGUUGUUGGCAAGAGUGGGGCCAUGUUUCAGGGUCCAGGGACUUGUAGAAGGUCGGUGAUGGAGAUUCGAGAGGCCGUUAGGGAAGAGAGAAUGGCUCAGGUCAACUUGUUGAACUAUCGCAAGGAUGGCACACCCUUUUGGAUGUUGUUUCACGUUUCCCCUGUUUUCAGUGCCCAUGGCGGCGCCGUCGUUCACUUCGUUGCGGUUCAGGUCCCACUCCACAGAAAACCCAGGGUUCGGAGCCAGGACGGAUCCAGGGUGCAGGAUUUUGGGUUUGGUUGUUGUAGGAAAGAAGUUUGCUCUGAUUCUUUGCUCGAACUUGGUCGUGUUUCUUCCUUGGAUCAAGUGUUGGAACAUGAUGUCAGAGAAUUGGAGAGUGAAGAGCCGUGUGAGGCAAGUGAUGUUGAGAAGAGAAGUGCUGUGACUGCCAUGGACAACAUUUUUUCUGUACUAACCCACUAUAGCGAGUCGACGGGCAGAUUGGUGUGUAGAAAGAGAUGCAGCAUGCCUGACUUUCCUUGCAGAACUAAUCCACAUUUACCGGACAUACCUAUUGUUUAUGCCAGUGACGCCUUCUUGAAAUUGACAGGGUAUCCAAGAGAUGAAGUGUUGGGCCGCAACUGUAGAUUUUUAGGUGGAACAGAUACUGAUACCUCAACUUUACAUCAGAUAGGGGAAAGCAUUAAAACUGAACAACCGUGCACAGUACGUAUUUUGAAUUACAGGAAGGAUAAAAGCUCAUUUUGGAAUCUUCUUCACAUUUCACCUGUUCGUGAUGCUUCUGGCAAGGUAGCAUACUUUGUGGGAGUUCAAAUAGAAGAUGACUAUAAAAACGAGGAUAGACAGUGUUGGAGACCUGAGAUGAGGCAUCUUAGCGUGGUUGGUGUGGUCAAGGCCGCAGUGAGGAGUUCAUCAUUAACUGCCGGAACUUCGAAGUCAAAGUCAUAGGAUAAAUCCUGGUGGAUCCUUCGCCUUUGAUAUAUGGUUUUCCAAAUAAUAUGCCUACUUCCCAAAAAUGUUAUUCCCUUGGAGAAGUUAUCAAUCUCAACUGCUGAUUGUUGAGAUGACAGAAAAGAUCAAAAAUUGAUUUGUGAAAUCGAUUCAUAUUGUCAAUUGUAAGAAAUCAUUCUGCAUUGGAAGUCUAUAAAAUUUCUUUUCCCACAUGGUGCGUUGAAAGGAACUUUUAUUUUCCUCAAUGUAGCUAUAAAACUUAUGACUUGUACUAACUUCACCUCAUCUUUAUAGUUGCAGUGACUAUUCAACCUUACAUUUUUAUUCUUCUAUGUAUAUUGAUUCAGUUUUUACUAAUUUUGAU
Molecule: messenger RNA, 2017 nt
Organism: Gastrolobium bilobum
Lineage: Eukaryota; Viridiplantae; Streptophyta; Magnoliopsida; Fabales; Fabaceae
Product: protein TWIN LOV 1
Exons: 7
Coding region: 517-1650 (377 amino acids)
Cellular component (GO): nucleus
Source: RefSeq, a predicted model, not a curated record